AUGGUCAAGUUCCUCGACCAACUCUCGCUGAUCUGCCUGACAAAAAUCGUUGCCCAAUGUGUCAAACUCCAAAAGCUCUCCCUCCACACUGUCACCUCGCCGUCCGACAGGGGCGAUUACAGCGCAGCCAUUUCCGGCGGAGGUGGCGGAGGGUUGCAUUUGGGGAUGAUCUCCGUGUUGCAGUCGCUUGUGUAUCUGCAGAGUCUUGAACUGUACGUCAAUCGGGUUGUAGUUUAUCAGGACGAGAGUAAGGACCCGUCUGCAGGAGGAGGAGGAGGAGGAGGAGGAGGAAGGGGAGGGUUGGUGAAGAUGGUAGAUCGCGGGAUUGUAGUCCAGGAUCUUGUCAGACCACUGACUCGACUUCGAAGGCUCUCCCUCCGCGGCACCGCUUUCAUCUUCAACACCCCUAGCACAACAACUGACAAGGACCAGGAUAAAGAACAGAAAAAUGACAAGGACGACGACGACUGCUUCUCGAUCCGCUACCUAUCACUCGACACACCCUAUAUCUCCGAACAAGAACUCAUUCACCUCCUCACCCACACACCCGUCCUCCGAUCCCUUGACCUCCCCAGCGGUCUCUCCUCCUGGACCUGGUCUGAUACCUUCCUCAAAACCCUCCGGACCUACAAUACAAACCUCUGCGAAUUCUCGAUCAACGCGUCGGCACAACCCCCCAUCCUGGAAGACCAGCUCGUCAGUCUUGUGAUGAACGGGUUUCGGAAACCGAUUCGAAGGUUUGGUGCGCGGGCUUGUCAGUUGGAAGAAGGGGAGAUCUUUACUGCGCUUUUGGAGCAGCAAGCGAGCGCGUUUGCGGUACUCGCGGAGGAGGACGGGUUGGAUCUGAAGCAGGUCAAGAAAGAAAGGAGAGGACUGGAAGAGUUGGAUAUUUCGAUGGCAAAGAGGGUUGGACCGCUGUUUCGGGAAAGAUUGUAUGAGUUCUUGGGUACGACCAAGGGGUUGAGGAGGUUGGAGGCCGAUGGGGUCUGGUUCUCGUCGGGAGAUCUCGUCCCUAGCACCGAGCAACAACAACAACAACAUCAGCAGCAGCAGCAGCAGGAACAAGGUCAAGAUGAGGAGGAUGUCGAAGGAGAUGGGCCAGUAGCAGGAGGAGUAGGAGGGGGAGGAGCUGGAGCAGAAGGAGAUGCAGGAUCGAUUGAGCAGCAGCAACAGGAUCCUCAACCUCUGCUCCAAACUGCACAAGCUCAAGCCCAAGCACAAGUCACUGCCACUACCACCCCACAGCAACAACAACAACAACCUCAACAUCCAACAUUCUCAGGAUUUGCAUCCUCCAAAACCUUAACCCACCUCCACAUCGGCUUCUCCCACCCCUUUAGACCCUCAACCCCCUCCUCCUUCCACCUCCAAAACAUGUACUCCCUUCUCGCGACUCUAACAAACCUUACACACCUCCAACUCUCCAACUCUUGCCUCAACCGCCCCUCCUCCCCUUUCUCAGGAUUCGAGCGCCUCGCGGCGCUAAAACGCCUACGGGUGUUCAACAUUGAGACGUGCGGGUACCCGGCCCUAGGCCGUGAAGACGUCGAAUGCAUGGUGAAGGAGGUAUGGCCAGGGUUGGAGAGGUUGGUCUUGAACCAGUUGGGUGCUUCUCAGGAGAGGAUGUUGAGGGGGUGGUUGAGGGAGUUUGGGAGGGGGGAUUUGGUGGUUGAGUCUUCGAUGCCUUCUGGAAUGAUGUUCUUUUGA
Linnemannia hyalina is the source of this 1707-nucleotide messenger RNA. Lineage: Eukaryota; Fungi; Mortierellomycota; Mortierellomycetes; Mortierellales; Mortierellaceae. The record is from the annotation of a GenBank genome assembly.